Aureobasidium vineae is the source of this 2629-nucleotide messenger RNA. The record is from the annotation of a GenBank genome assembly. Lineage: Eukaryota; Fungi; Ascomycota; Dothideomycetes; Dothideales; Saccotheciaceae.
GUCCGAUAGCAAUGCAAUGAAUCCCCUUCCGCCCUCUCGCCGCCCGUCUCUGGCCCCAUCGGCUGGCUCACGCUCCUUCCAUCGCAGAGUCUCGGCUCUCUCUCUCGCANNAGCUGAACAAGGAGACACGACGAACGUCAAUCCCGAAGACCAGGUCGUCGCAGACGAGAUUGAUGAGAUCAAGCGCUAUGAAGAUUUUACAACCAUAGACUGGGUCAGAGAUGCUGCUAGGGAACAGCAACGCCGCAAGGCCAAGCGACAAGAGCGAGCUAAAUUGGGUCAUCUGGAUUGGAGAAGGAGGCUAUGGGAGGCAUAUGAUGCUGGUCAGGCAUGGCUUGUCGUCACGCUGAUUGGCACUGCCAUUGGUCUGAAUGCUGCCUUUUUGAACAUAAUCACCGAAUGGCUGUCCGAUAUCAAGCUGGGUCAUUGUACAACUGCNUUUUACUUGAACGAGAGCUUCUGCUGCUGGGGUGCCGAGGAAGGCUGCGCAGAAUGGCGGCCUUGGAGUUCUCAUGUCAUCUUCCGCUAUCUAAUAUACAUCCUCUUCUCCGUAAGCUCUGUUCCUCGCUCAAUUCUCUGCCAUAAUCUGAUCGUGUACAAANNGACCAUCUUUGCCUUCACCUCAGCCCGACUUGUAAAGUCUUAUGCUCCUUACGCUGCCGGCUCUGGAAUUUCCGAGAUCAAAUGCAUCAUUGCAGGCUUCGUCAUGAAAGGCUUUCUCGGCUUCUGGACACUACUCAUCAAGUCCAUCGGCCUUCCUCUUGCUAUCGCUUCUGGUUUGUCGGUUGGAAAGGAGGGGCCCAGUGUCCACUACGCCGUGUGCACAGGUAAUGUCAUCUCUCGCUUCUUCGACAAGUAUCGCCGAAAUGCUGCAAAGACUCGAGAAAUCCUCAGUGCAUGCGCUGCUGCUGGUGUAGCCGUGGCUUUCGGAAGCCCUAUUGGAGGUGUUUUGUUUUCUCUCGAGACGUUAUGGAGGAGUUACUUUUGUGCUCUAGUAGCAACAGCAGUAUUAUCCUGUCAAGGCUCACCGUCUCAGGCCAUGAAUCCCUUCCGUACAGGACAGCUCGUCAUGUUCACCGUGAGCUACGAUCGACAGUGGCAUUUCUUCGAAAUUUUCUUCUACAUCAUCCUUGGCAUAUUCGGUGGUCUAUAUGGUGCCUUUGUCAUCAAAUGGAACCUUCGAAUGCAAGCCUUCCGAAAGCGUUACCUCGGUCAAUAUCCUAUCCUCGAAGCAACCAUACUCGCUACAGCAACAGCCAUUCUGUGCUACCCGAACAAAUUCUUGCGAAUCGACAUGACAGAGAGUAUGGAAAUUCUCUUUCUCGAAUGUGAAGGAGGUCAUGACUAUGAUGGCUUGUGCGAUCGUCAAAAUCGCUGGACAUCAGUCCUCUCUCUUCUCAUAGCCACAGUUCUGCGCACUUUCCUCGUCAUCAUAUCCUACGGAUGCAAGGUACCUGCUGGUAUCUUCGUACCUUCCAUGGCUAUUGGUGCAUCCUUCGGUCGCAUGGUGGGUAUCUUGGUCCAAGCGAUCCAACAAGCAUUCCCCAACUCUGCGUUCUUCUCAGCUUGUCAGCCCGAUAUGCCUUGUAUCACGCCGGGCACGUAUGCNUUUUUGGGAGCUGCGGCUGCAUUGUCCGGCAUCAUGCACAUCACCGUGUCUGUUGUCGUCAUCAUGUUCGAAUUAACCGGAGCACUUACUUACAUCCUACCAACCAUGGUAUGUCACAGACAAUCAUAUAUGCGAUGCUAUCAUGCUGACUCCUUGUCUAGNAUUGUUGUUGGUGUGACGAAAGCAGUUAGCGACCGCUUUGGAAAAGGCGGUAUCGCAGACCGUAUGAUUUGGUUCAACGGUAUGCCAUUCCUGGAUAACAAAGAGGACCACGCUUUUGGCGUACCUGUUUCCACAGCCAUGAUCAGCGAACUAAGAGCAUUACCCGUGUCUGGACUGGAAGUUCGGGAUCUCGAAAAACUCCUAGACGACACGCAUUAUUCUGGCUAUCCGAUCGUCGAAGAUGCAACCUCAAUGAUGCUGGUCGGAUAUGUCGGCCGUACUGAGCUCCGCUAUGCCCUCGACCGAGCCAGACGUGACCAAAUGGCAACACCACGCACGAAAUGUUUCUUUACACCGGUCGCAGGGCAUGUACCGAUUACGCCAUCGACACCGAAUCCAGCAGUUCAUUUUGACUAUCUAAGCGCGACAUCAAACCAGUCGAGUGUGGACUUGAGCAAGUUCAUUGAUGCAACCCCCAUCACAGUUCAUCCUCGUCUUCCUCUGGAGACGGUUAUGGAGCUGUUCAAGAAACUCGGACCGCGAGUCAUUCUCGUCGAGUACCGUGGUAGACUUACUGGUCUUAUUACCGUCAAAGAUUGCUUGAAAUAUCAAUUCCAGGCUGAAGCACACGAGAAUCCCAGAGAUGAUUCUGCUCUAAGAGAAGCACAGGAUCGAUUGUGGGAGGUCAUUAGGAAGACCGCUGGUUGGAUAAACAGCCGGUUGUCGUUCUUGAAGCGACAAAGUCGUCAUGUCCGACUACCCUCCAACUCUGAUGUAUGUAUCACGCCGACGAGCAAUACAACAGCAGAGGGUCGAGCAGCGACAAGAGACGGCGACCUAGAAUUAGAGCACAGAGCA